Ruditapes philippinarum (Manila clam) is the source of this 1147-nucleotide messenger RNA. Its product is annotated as inositol oxygenase-like. Gene Ontology annotation, molecular function: iron ion binding; inositol oxygenase activity. Gene Ontology annotation, biological process: inositol catabolic process. Bases 106 to 954 code for a protein of 282 amino acids. NCBI's taxonomy places the organism in Eukaryota, Metazoa, Mollusca, Bivalvia, Venerida, Veneridae. The transcript is spliced from 5 exons. Gene Ontology annotation, cellular component: cytoplasm. The record is from RefSeq and is a predicted model, not a curated record.
GUUUUCUUCACCAGUUUUUGACCGCGAUCGAGAGACUAUAUUUAAAGCUGCACUGAAAUUAUCUUAUAGUCAUAAAGAGUAAAGCCUGUGAAUUCUGAUAGUAAAAUGAGUGCGGAUUCAAAAAUAAGUAUGGAAGAUCCAUCCGAAUUUCGUCCAGAAUUUAAGGAUAAAACCGAAUUCCGCGAUUUCAACAUACAUACGGUUCCUGAUCGAGUUAAAAAGGUUUACCAAGCCAUGCAUAAGAACCAGACACUUCAGUUUGUGAAGGAUAAAAUGGAAAAAUGGUGUAAAUUUGACCACGCCGAAAUGUCCGUGUUGGAGGCAUUAGAGACAUUGAGCACAUUCUUGGACGAGUGUGACCCGGAUGUGGAUAUUCCGAAUGCGAUGCACGGGUUUCAGACUGCUGAAGGUAUACGGAAGGCACAUCCCGACAAGGAAUGGUUCCAGGUGGCAGGACUGAUCCAUGAUAUUGGAAAGCUGAUGGCAGUGUGGGGUGAACCACAGUGGUGCGUUGUCGGCGACACAUUUCCGGUCGGCUGUGCUCCAAGCAAGCACAUUGUGUUUGACGCUAAAUUUUUUGCAGAUAAUCCUGACAUGAAGGAUGAAAAAUUAAACACCAAGUUUGGUAUUUACACAGAAAAUUGUGGCCUUGAAAACGUUUUAAUGAGUUGGGGUCAUGAUGAGUACUUGUAUCAGGUGCUAAAGGCCAACACGUGCCACCUUCCGGAUGAGGCACUAUAUGCCAUCAGGUUUCAUUCUUUCUAUCCCUGGCAUAUGAGUGGAGACUACAACUAUCUGUGUAACAACAAGGACAUGGAAAUGCUUCCCUGGGUCAAAGAAUUCAACAAGUUUGACCUGUACACUAAGUGCCCAGAUAUUCCUGACAUCGACUCACUCAUCCCGUACUACAGCGACCUAGUAGAGAAGUAUGUUCCUGGGAAAUUGAAGUGGUAGACGAAUACGUUAGUAUCCGACAGAGUGUUCAUUGUAAAUAAGUUUUUUGGUAUUGUUGUGGAAUGUUUGAAUAUGCGUACACAGAUGUAAUAAGAGAAAAGUUAAGAUUUUAAUAUCGGUUUGUUUUCGUCAUUGAAAUAGAUAUCAACUUAGAAAAAUUGAAUUUUCAUAUCAUGUACCAAUAAAUCAGCAA